Molecule: messenger RNA, 657 nt
Organism: Aspergillus aculeatus ATCC 16872
Lineage: Eukaryota; Fungi; Ascomycota; Eurotiomycetes; Eurotiales; Aspergillaceae
Product: fungal specific transcription factor domain-containing protein
Exons: 4
Coding region: 1-657 (218 amino acids)
Biological process (GO): DNA-templated transcription
Molecular function (GO): zinc ion binding; DNA binding
Source: RefSeq, a predicted model, not a curated record
AUGAACGCCGCCGAAGCGUCCAUCAGUCCAACUGAUGUCUCCGCCACCUCGCGGCAUCGAAAGCCUUCGGAGCCAAGCUCUGCUUAUACGCGCAGCUGCGCUUCAGAUGUCGUCGAAGUCAUGGUGGUGGCCGUUCGGGUUGCGCUCUCAAUGGCCUCCUCCAGCGCCCAGUCGAUUGGGCUUCAUCGAAACCAGGAACAUUUUAAGCUCACGCCGUUGGAAUGUGAGCUUCGCCGACGAUUGUGGUGGCAAAUCUGCGCGUCCGACAAUCGGGCCGCCGAAGAUCAUGGGCUCUCGACUGAGCUCAACGGAGCAUUCCAGCGAGCCUCUCGACUGUCCGCAGGGGUACUUAACAGCCAGAACCUCAUGGACAGCUUGGAACAACUGUCGGAGCAUGUAAAAGAGAAGAUAGAAGCGAAAUACCUGAGGUAUUGCGAUCCCAACAUCCCGCUGCAGAAGGCUGCCAUCUUGCUGGGCCGAGUUUUCCUUGGAACCUCGGUGUUUUCACCCGGUACACUCUACGUCCGCCCGGACGUGCCCGGGGCAGAGCGAGCCUGGGAGCUGGUGAACAAGUCACUCAGCAUGACCGAACUUGGUUCCAGACCUAGUCCGGGCCAAAAUGGAAUGCUCCGCGCAGGCUGCGAGAGAAAGCAUUGA